Messenger RNA from Nannospalax galili (Upper Galilee mountains blind mole rat), 936 nucleotides. RefSeq names its product olfactory receptor 14J1-like. The record is from RefSeq and is a predicted model, not a curated record. Bases 1 to 936 code for a protein of 311 amino acids. The transcript has a single exon. Lineage: Eukaryota; Metazoa; Chordata; Mammalia; Rodentia; Spalacidae. Gene Ontology annotation, biological process: G protein-coupled receptor signaling pathway. Gene Ontology annotation, molecular function: olfactory receptor activity; G protein-coupled receptor activity; odorant binding. Gene Ontology annotation, cellular component: membrane.
AUGAUUGUGAGAAACAUAUCCACAGUGAGUGGCUUCUGCCUCCUGGGGUUCUCUGACAAGAGGGAGCUGCAGAUCCUACAUGCUUGGAUCUUCUUGCUGAUGUACCUUUUGGGCUUUGCAGGAAACUUCAUCAUCAUCACCAUCACAACGCUGGACCCACAGCUCCAAUCUCCAAUGUGUUACUUCCUUAAACACCUUUCCCUUUUUGACCUCUCUUCCCUGUCUGCCACUGUUCCCCAGUCUAUCCACAAUUCCCUGACAGGCAGUGGAUACAUUUCCUAUGCCCAAUGUGUGCUGCAGAUUUUCUUCUUCGCAUCCUUGGGCUGCAGUGAGGUCGCCAUUCUCACAGUGAUGUCCUAUGACCGCUAUGUGGCCAUCUGCCUCCCACUGCACUAUGAGGUCAUCAUGAAUCCCAGAACAUGCAGGUGGGCUGUGACAGCUGUGUGGAUAAGUGGAGGCAUCACAGGAAUCUUGUACACAACAACCACAUUCUCUAUGAGAUUCUGCGGGGCCAAAAUCAUCCACCAGUUCUUCUGUGAUAUCCCCCAGUUGCUCAAGCUCUCCUGCUCCAAUGGUUACCUUGGUGUGGUUGGAGUGAUUGCUCUCAUGGUUAUGGUGGGAACUGCCUGUUUCACUGCCAUUUGCCUCUCCUAUAUCCAGAUAUUCUCCAUAGUCCUCAGGAUGCCCUCUGCGCAAGGUCGCUCUAAGGUCUUCUCCACCUGCCUGCCCCACCUCUGUGUGGUCUCAUUUUUAUUCUCUGCUGGGACCUGUGCAUAUCUCAAGCCAACUUCAGACUCUACAACUGCUCUAGACCUCACACUUUCUAUCUUUUACACAGUGCUUUCCCCAACACUCAACCCUAUCAUCUACAGUCUGAGGAAUGAGGCCAUGAAGACAGCUGUAAGAAAAUUACUGAUAGAUAGAGAAUUUUUUUAG